GACUCAUUCUGAGCAUGGAAGGCUCCGGCCUCUUAUAAAAGAAGGCUGCGAGUGGAGCACCAGCACCACCGGCAGCAGCUGCAGCACCACCAGAAGGCGCAGAGAGGAGGAACUGUCCAGAGGUAGAAGCACACAGUCCCAGAGAGAGGGCGGCGAUGAAGACCCUGGUGGCGUUCCUGGCCUCUUGGCUGGUCCUGGCACAGUCUGUCACCCUUGCUCCCAAAGGUGAUGGAGGAGAGAAGCCACCUCCACCCCCCUCGGAUGACUUUCUCCAAGAGGAAAUCGCCCCAGAACAGAUCCCGCUGGAGUUUCUGCUUCAGAAGCCAAUCGACGACGAACUGGAAGGGUUUGACUUACCGUUGCUGAUCCACGGGGUGCCUCAGACCCGAUCCUCAUCUCCCAUCAGCCCUAGGGGCAGAAGACCCAGCUGCAGCGGCACCCUUGGGUGCACCCGGGAUCCCCCCCGCUACAAGCUGGACGAAUUCCCACCUGCCCUCCCCAGCCUCGCGAAUAUCGGUAACAUCUGCAGUGAAGGGAGGAGGAAGGUGUCCUACGGGCCAUGGAACCUGCCUCAGACGGGUUUCAGUCACCUCAGCCGACAGGGAGAAGCCCUCAACGACAUGGAGGCCAAGUCUGGCCAGUGCUGUCAGUUGUCCCAGGACGAGAAACUGCCUUGCUGUCAGAGGGCGUGGUCAGAUGUCUUGGAGGAGUUCUGCGUCAGGGAAUUCAUGAUCAAGACUAGACCUUUCCACUGCUGCAAGCUGAGUGGUCCCAGCUGGCAACGCUGUUUUGACAACGAGGCCCCCUUCCCGAAUUAUGACUUCAACGCCGACAGUCAAGCAUCAUCAGAGAAGAAGUUGGUCACCUGCAGCAAUCCUUCCCAGUGCAAGCCCGCCGAACUGGCCAACCCACGGAAACUUCCCAAGAUCAGUUUCCCUCCUGGCGAACCCACCAGCAACAACAUCAAGAAUAUUUGCAAACUGCGUAAAUUCCGGCCCACCUACCCCGCCAGCGCCCUCCCGCAGUCGGAUUUCAGCUGGUUGGUGCGCCAGGCCCAGGCCGUGAACCGCAUGGAAAACAUGUUUAAGAAAUGUUGCCGAAAGGAUGACACUGGCUGUGCCCACAAAGGGUGGGAAAACGUCCUGACCCAGUACUGCAAACAGGAGUUCUCCGUGAAGACCAAACCUCACUUCUGCUGUAAAGAGACUCUGGGAGAGCCCCGCAACACCUGCUUUUCCCGCCUGGCCCCCUAUCCGGCUUAUGAUAAAGAGAUCCAGCAGGUCAACCUCGGUCAGAUCAGCCUGACACUCCUGGAGUCCCUCUGUGGCCAAUUCACCCUUCUCACCAAGCAGAGAAACAUUCCUGCUUUAGUCCAGAACAUCACAGAACCUUGCUGCAAGCUGCAGGGCGACGGGAGGACUCUGUGUGCUGAGGAAGUGAAAUCCCAGUUCAUCACCACUCUCUGCAGCUCUCAGAAAAACACAUGGAAAGACCCAAAGAAAUGUUGUUCCCAGGCAGAAGACGCGGCCCGUGACAACUGCUUCAACCUCAGCUACCUGAGCAAUGUGUCCCUUGCCAGCGCCGUGGAAGUCCCCCGCCCAACAGAGCCGGCCUUGUGAAUCUGUGCAGACUUGCCCACCUCCUGCUAAAAGGCCCCUCUUCCCUCAGCCUGUCCCCUCCUCUCACCUCUCUGGCUGGUUCCAGUUCCGUGCUUCAAGGAAGUGGGUUAGCUGUUUUCUUGGCCUAUAGACUGUCAACCAAGAUGUUGCCCCCUCCCUAAGUGAAGGGGUGGGGGGACUUAAAGCACUCUGCAGGCACUGACCUUUCACUAAAUGGGGGCCCCUGAAAAGCCCUUGCUUGGAUGCACUUUAUCUCCUACACAGUUGCAAUACACAGAUCACAUCUUGAGUCUUUUUUAAAAGGUUCUAGAUUCUUCCUUGCUUUCUGUCUGAUUUUGUCUUUCAUAGCCGAAGCACUAGAUUGUUCAUGCUCUGGUAACUUCUAGAUUGGACUACUGUAAUGCGCUCUACGUAGGGCUGUCCUUGAAGACUGUUCGGAAACUUCAGCUAGUGCAAAACGCGGCAGCCAGGUUGUUGACGAGGACCCAUUGGUCCGCGCAUAUAACACCUGUCCUGGCCUGUUUGCACUGGCUACCUGUUUCCGAGCCAGAUCCAAGGUGCUGGUUUUGACCUAUAAAGCCUUACACGGUGUGAGACCGCAAUACCUUGUGGAACGCCUCUCCCGCUAUGAACCUACCCGUCCACUUCGUUCAGUAUCUAAGGCCCUCCUCCGGGUACCAACUCAUCAGGAUGCCCGGAGGAUUGUUAUUAGAUCUAGGGCCUUUUCUGUGGUGGCCCCCGAACUGUGGAACAGCCUACCUGAGGAGAUACGCCUGGCGCCUACGGUACUUUCUUUUAGGCGCCAGGUUAAAACCUGGCUAUACUCCCAGGCAUUUUAAUGUUCAAUGUUUCAUAUUUAACAUUUUUAGUUUAACUUGCUGCUAUUUGUUAUUGCUUUUAUUGUAAUAUUGUAUUUUAAUCUUGCUUUGUUCACCGCCCAGAGAGCUAUUAGCUAUGGGCGGUUUAUAAAUGAAAUGAAAUAAAUAAUAAAUAAAUAAAUAGAUAGUAUUUGAUUCAAACUGAGAGUUGGGGGGGCAGGAAGCAGGAGUAGUGUUUCUCCUGCUAGAGAGCAUCACCAUCUUGGCCAACUGGCGAAGUUUAAUUCAUUCCCUCCAAACUGGACAUCUUCAGAUCUUGGUGAGAACUUCGGAGGCUUUUUUUUUUUUGUGGUGGUGGGGAGCAUUGCAUUCUGUUCUGCAGACUCUGCUUUUGGAUUUGUGCUGAACUGAUCAGACUGGUCUCCAAUUAGCUGGAUGGGUGUCACUGUUUUGUUUUUGUAAUGGAGUAAGCGGAGGAGAAACACAGGGCCGGAAGCGACUUGAAAAGGGAACGCUAUUUCUGAGCAGCUUAGCAAGGACAGCCCUGUGCCUCCAGGGCCCAAGCGAAGAGUGAUGGGAUGGUGAAUGAAACAUGACCGGAACACACGCUAAACCAAAAGGAAACACUGUUCAGGAAGAGUUUGCUGGUUGCUCGGCCAAGUCGCAUUUUUGCAUCUUGACCUUGGUUUUCUCUGCUGUAACUGAGCUCACAAACAUGUCGUAGUGAAGUAUUUGUACAGCUCUCUGCCCAAGACAAAGGGUUCUAAUAAACCACUUUUUGAUGAAUGAA
This is a messenger RNA of Rhineura floridana, 3227 nucleotides long. It is a transcript of the gene ECM1, whose product is annotated as extracellular matrix protein 1. The transcript is spliced from 7 exons. Gene Ontology annotation, biological process: regulation of bone mineralization; signal transduction. Gene Ontology annotation, cellular component: extracellular region. Bases 156 to 1619 code for a protein of 487 amino acids. The record is from RefSeq and is a predicted model, not a curated record. Lineage: Eukaryota; Metazoa; Chordata; Lepidosauria; Squamata; Rhineuridae.